ACACAAAGAAGAAACCAGGCUUUAAAAAUCAGUGUUAUCCAUUCAUAAGAAGAAGUGCUAGUGCUUCUUAUUUUGAGUAAAGAACACAAGGAGGAGAAGGAAAUCAAGAGAGGGGAAAAGGGCAAUGGAUAUGCAGGAAAAGAUGGGAUCAGAGCCAAAUGGUGAGGAGGAUUUGAUUCUCCCCGGAUUUCGGUUCCACCCCACGGACGAAGAACUCGUCGGGUUUUAUCUCCGGCGGAAGAUCGACAAGAAGCCGAUAUCGAUCGAGGUCAUCAAGGAAAUCGACGUGUACAAAUACGAUCCAUGGGAUCUUCCAAGAUUGAGCACGGUGGGAGAUAGAGAGUGGUACUUCUUUUGUGUGAGGGGGAGGAAGUACAGGAACAGUAUAAGGCCCAAUAGAGUGACGGGCUCGGGCUUUUGGAAGGCAACGGGCAUAGAUAGGCCGAUUUAUUCAACAUCUAGCGGAGGGCCCGGGCAUGAAUGCAUAAUAGGGCUGAAGAAGUCGCUUGUGUAUUAUAGAGGGAGUGCAGGGAAGGGGACGAAGACUGAUUGGAUGAUGCACGAGUUUCGCCUACCAUCCUCAACUGCCUCUUUGCCCAAGCCCGCUCUACUUUCUUCUUCAUCCAACAAGAACUUCAAUGAACCAGAAACAUGGACCAUAUGCCGGAUUUUCAAGCGAAUCGUAUCGCAACGAAAAUACGUGCCGGAAUGGAAGCAAGCUACAUCGAAGGAAACAGUUACCACCGAUUCUAGCAGCAGUUUAGAGUCGGAAACCAUCAAUCAAUAUAGCGGUUUUGGGGUAUCACAUUUCGACCAUUUUGAGCAGAAGCCCCUUAUAAAUCAAUAUGAAGAAAAGACCAUAGUUUUUCCUGGCCAGAUAUCCGAUCAAUCACCAGUUUCAAACAUGUAUCAGGGUUUUCAGUCAGGAUUUUCAGGCAACCUCCUUGGCGAGUUUCCAUGGGAUGACGCAUGUUUAGUUGUAAAUAAUUUUGGCAUGGAGGCCAAUGGAUUCUUGUAAAUAUUGACUAUAAUAUAUGCAUCUGUAUGUGUUUUUGUACUGAGAAUAAUAACUAAUAAGAUGUGGGGAGGAGUGAUGAUACAAUGCCAGUUUUGUAGGAUGUGGACUGAUUUUUAAUAGAUUUAAUUUUGUAUUAUUUUUAAGUUAUGUGGGAUGUUGGC
This is a messenger RNA of Amborella trichopoda, 1179 nucleotides long. Its product is annotated as transcription factor JUNGBRUNNEN 1. Gene Ontology annotation, biological process: regulation of DNA-templated transcription. The record is from RefSeq and is a predicted model, not a curated record. NCBI's taxonomy places the organism in Eukaryota, Viridiplantae, Streptophyta, Magnoliopsida, Amborellales, Amborellaceae. Gene Ontology annotation, molecular function: DNA binding.